AUGGACCAGGAGGAAAGCACCAACACAAAGUUUUUGUGUCUCUUUUUCAUGGAAGAUAGGAGUUUGAGCGUUCUUUCGCAGAAUGACAAGAACUUGACCAUUAGUGAAUUAACAGAAGGUUCAAACUGCUCCAUGAAAUGGAUGGGAAGAAAGGAGUACAAAUGCAAAAUUGUAAAAAUCCAUGACAACAAAGAUUUCUUGGACAAGUGGGCGUCAAAAGUGAAUAACAGCGUCUUAAAAAAACAUGCUGAUUCAAAAGACCUUGAGGUCAGUCAUUUGAUCAAUGAGAUUCUUAACUUCAAGGAAGCCUCAAGCAGUGGAAAAAGAAAGCGCAUUGAAACAACAAGAUCCAAAGAAAGCAAGAUCCAAGAUGAAGAAAUCAGUCCCAAAAAGAAGAAAACAGCGAGUGUGAAAGAAAAAAGUGAGGAAGAAAGCCCCCUUAAAAAAAGAAAUGUUACAGAAAAAGAAGAAAUGGAUCAUCCUAAAAAGAAAAAAAACACAAAGGAGAAGGAAAAAGCAAGUCCACAGAAGCAAGAAAAUUUGAAGAAAAAAGAUACACAGAUUGCACCAGCUAAGAAAUCAGUGGACAGCUUGGAAAGAAAAAAACAGACAAAAGAACAGUUCAAAAAAAAAGUGGAAGCCACAGCUGCAGCAAGUAUGUCUAUGGAGAUCGUCUCCAUGGCAAGUCAAUUCUCCAUCGACAAGGACACUACAUCGCCAUCAGCACCUACAGCUACAGAAAUGGAAACAGAAAAAACAGAAUUGAAUUUAGUCAAAAGUCCUCUCAAAAGCACAUGUACAACAAGCCAUCAAUCAGCACCAGAAAAUGAAAAAGAACCAACCCUUAACCUGGCUGCAACUUACAUAAAUUUGGAUUCAAACCAGCAGACUGUCUCAACACCAUUGACAGAAACAUGGGGUUUGUGCCAAAGGUCCCAAGAAGGGUUUGAAAUGCAUCAAACGUUUGCUCUCUCAAACGACAGUUUUAGGCUACCAGCAACAAACAUGACAAAUGGCAUUAUUCCAGUUCCUUCUCCACAAGUCCUGGAAACAAUGAGGGGCAUCAUGCACCCCGAUUUUCAGACAUACAUCAGAGAAGUUCUGAAUCACUAUGGCCAAAAUCAGAAUUAUUCUUCUCAUCAGGUAAUAAUAUUUCACAAAUCUGACUUUUGA
Messenger RNA from Saccostrea cuccullata (small rock oyster), 1173 nucleotides. RefSeq lists its product as uncharacterized. The record is from RefSeq and is a predicted model, not a curated record. NCBI's taxonomy places the organism in Eukaryota, Metazoa, Mollusca, Bivalvia, Ostreida, Ostreidae. The transcript has 3 exons. Bases 1 to 1173 code for a protein of 390 amino acids.